AUGCAAAAACGAAUUUAUGUAUCAUUAUUUUUUUUGGUAUUCUUUUUAUCAAAAACUUCCGUUGUUCUUUCCAAAGAUGAUGGUCAACGUCAGGGAAAGGAUUCUGAUAGUAUGAAUAAAUAUAAUUAUAUUUAUAGACCUAAUGCAGACAACGGAAUUCACAACAAUUUAAGACCCUCAUCAUAUAUUGAUAUGGAACAUAUAGCUAAAGGAAGAGAUAAUACGUCAGGUUUGAGAGAAAACGAACUAUUUGAUAUACAAAAUGAUGAAAAUUCUAAUAUGGUUCCAGAUGAUGAAAAAGUUAUUACACUAUCAGAUAAAAUUUAUUCUGAUAAAAUAAAAAGGAUUAUUGAAUACAGAAAAUGGAGAGCACAAUCUAAAUUUAGGUCCCCUGCUAAAACACCUGAGGAAGAUAUGUUUGUAGAAGGAUAUAAACCCAUAAAGAGAAGAGAUGAUAAUUUAUUACCUUAUGAAAAAGAUGAAAAAGAUUUUGAAGAGACAAUACAAAAAUAUGUAGAUCUAGAAAACAAAUUACAAAAACAAAAAGAGUUAGAAGAAGCAGAAAGAAGGAAAAAGGAAAUUGAAGAUGAAGAAAGAAGGAGAAAAGAUAUUGAAGAAGAAAAUAGAAAGAAAAAGGAAUUAGAGGAUGCCAAAAGAAAGAAGAAAGAUAUGGAAUAUCAAGAAAUGAUGAAAAAAUAUAUUGAAGAAGAAGAAAAAAUGAAAAAAAAAUUAGAUGAGGAACAAUCAUACAAAAAACUAGAAAAUUUAGAAUUAGAGAAUAUGAAUACGAAAAUAAAUAAUGAUGAUAUGUAUGAUGUAGAAAAUGGAUUUAAUGAUGACAACAAAUUAUACACUAAAAUUAAUAAAAUAGUUUCUCAGGUUUCCCAAAACAAUGAAUUAUAUGUCAAUAUAAUGAAAUAUAUAACUCUUGUGUACACUUCUCAUGUUGAUAUAAAACAAGAUAAUUUUACUAAUGGAUCCAUAUCAAUUUUUUUAACAUUUGAAAAUCCUAAAAUGGGAAAUGACCUUGCUAAUAUAAAUAUAUCAUUUUUUGCCAGUGAACAAACAACUAGUACAAAUGAAGUUGCAGAAGCAAGAUCAAAUUAUUUAACUAAUUAUAACAUGAAUGCAUUAUUAGAAGAUAAUGCAUCUGGAAGGCUUUUAUCUCAAGAUGAGUAUAUAAAAGAGUUGGUUAGAUAUAGUCAUUCGAUUAAUUCAUCUAAUAAAGAAAAUUUAAACAAUGAAAAUUAUGAUGUUAAUAUGAAUAUUUCUAAAAUUUUACAAUACAUUAUAGAUAAUGAUAUUAAUCUUGUGGAUAAUUUUAUAACAUUCAAUAGAACUAAUGAAGAAGAAGUAACAAUAUCAAAAUUAGACGAUUUUCUCCAUGAAUGCUCAAAAGUAAACCCUGGAGAUAUAAAUAAAGACGAAAUUCAAAAAAUUAUAAAGACUAUAAACAAAAAAGAACAAAUUAUUAAAGAAGUAAAAAAUUCUUUGAUUAAAAAAGAUAUCGAAAAAUGUAAAUUAUAUACAACAAUUCUUAUGUUUGGUUCUUCCAUAUAUUCUAGUAUAAAAUAUUUCUUUUUAUUAAUGUUAUUUGUUAUAUACAUAUUGUAA
Molecule: messenger RNA, 1614 nt
Organism: Plasmodium reichenowi
Lineage: Eukaryota; Apicomplexa; Aconoidasida; Haemosporida; Plasmodiidae
Exons: 1
Coding region: 1-1614 (537 amino acids)
Source: RefSeq, a predicted model, not a curated record